Messenger RNA from Hibiscus syriacus, 1152 nucleotides. RefSeq lists its product as uncharacterized. The transcript has 4 exons. NCBI's taxonomy places the organism in Eukaryota, Viridiplantae, Streptophyta, Magnoliopsida, Malvales, Malvaceae. The coding region runs from base 61 to 1023 and encodes 320 amino acids. The record is from RefSeq and is a predicted model, not a curated record.
UCCCUGUUCAUUUAUAGUGGACUUUUUCUUUUUAAGAAAUAAUUUAUUCGAGUCACCGAAAUGGGCGGAGGAGGAGUCAUGAGGGCGGUUGGAAAGGUCUCCGGCGUCGGAAUUCUGAACUCCAACCUUCGUGGUGGUGUUCACGUUUCUCCACCGGCCCCCGAGAAAUCUGUUAUGCGUGUCGCUGCCGCGACUCGGUCGGCUUCUUCGUCUCAGAUUGCUUAUUCUAGUGAAGGGGCUUCGUCUGUUUCCGACAAGACAGCGUCGGCCAAUCAAAAGUCAUCUUGGGAGUUGGUGGAUGACUGGGAAUUUGCCGGUGGUGUUGAACAGGAGGUGGCCUCGGAAGGGCCGACCUCCGCCUACGGCAGAGGCGAGCCGAUUGCUCGGGUGCUGUUUGGUGGCGUCCCAAGCCUGGAGGAGACUCGAGAAGCCACUGCUGAUUUGAAAGAUGCACUGGACAAGGUUUAUCCGUCAUCUUCGAUCGACGGUGGUGCUGGUCAGGCGUCUGGUGUUUCAUCGCUUUCAAGCUCCGAGGAGACCAAAGAUUGUGUAGCUUAUAAUGUUGGAGCCAUUUCAGCACCACAAUCAGCUUUUCAGGCAUUCAAGUUGCUCAAUGAGAAUCCUGCAGUUCAGUCUGUUGUUGCUUCCAUCGCCGCUGAUCCGAAUGUAUGGAAUGCUGUCCUGACCAAUUCAGCUUAUAUGGAUUUCAUCAAAUCCCAGCAGAGCUACGAUAAGUUCGAAUAUCAGGUAUCUCCCGGGAGUUCUGAAUCUUCAGUGAAGAUAGAGGAAUAUAAAGACAGCGAUGGUGGAGAUCCAUUUUCAGAUUUUCUACAGAAAAUCAAGACUAGCGUGGUGGAGAUGGUGAGUAAAGCGACUAAUUUCCUCCAUAGCCUCUUUACUUUACCCCCAUCGGAAAAGGUGAAAGAAAAUGCCGGGUCGAACGGUAUGGAUAAGACAAUCGGAGCUAGCUUGUUCGGAUUGGCAGUUAUGGUUAUUAUGGUGGUGGUUCUGAAAAGAGCGUAGAAUAUAAAAUUUUCAUAUCACACUGUGAAGUGAAUUUGCUGAUAUUACAGACUCAAACUUCCUCUGGUUUUUAUACAGUCAUGGAUGAAUGACAAUGAUGAUGAACAUUAGCAUACUACUUCCUCAUCA